CGGAUUCCACUAAGCCAGAAGGUGUGCAAGAACCUAACCUACCAUCCUUGGCAUCUUAUCGCAUACAGCAACCGGCAAUACUUGAAAAAUGUUGCAGCUUGGAUAGGUUUGGAUUUUUCGACCAAACGAAAGACGGACCAACUAUAAACGAAAUAUUGAAGUGGACAACACCCAACAGCAUUGUAACAUAUCACCCCAGAAUUCAACUCAGUCCCUACCUUGAUAGUUACUUGGGCUACUUCACAACUUACAUUGUUGCACGAAGUGGUACGCAUUUCCCGACCACACCAAACAUCCCAUCGCAUCGUACUAGAAAGAACUAGGGCACUUUUGGGGUGGAAUCACACCCAUUCUUUUGAAUGGUCACUCGCAACGAAAAACUGUCUGUCUGAAUGGGAAAAAGGGAAGGCGAGAGGGAGAGUGGAGGAGAACCGAUCUCACCCCCAAAAAUGGAUGUGACCAAAUGAGCUGGCUCCUAGUCCCAGCGACUCACUAGACGGAUGCUAUAGUACCAUCAUUGGCAUCAUCGUCAUCAUCACACCACAUACAUACCACACGCACGCACCUACCUACAUAUGCAUCUCCCACCUAAGAAAAGAACCGAAAAAACUGGGAAUGCAAACACAUUAUGGUAAUCACACCCUGAAUGAUGAAGUGUGUCUGAUAAAAGAGCUUCCCUUGGUGUGUUUCUCGUCUUCAAACGAGAGAUUAUUCGACUGUAUUUUGUCACACCCCUAUUGUGGGGAGGAUUGCUGGACCCCAAUCCAUACAUUCAGCUUUCAAUCCAUUUCGAGUGAGAGCGAAGACUCAAAACACAACAUACAGGCAAGGGCACUGGCUCAAGAAGCUCUUUGAAUUUUGAGCAGAAUUCGGCCGUGAUUGUUGGCUUUCAAGUCGUCUUAGUCGUCGGACGCAACUCGCCAUCCAUAAAUCUGGUGCCGUCUCGUUUGCUUGCCAUCCGAUGCAAAACGCAUAUAUAACAUUCUGAACGACGUUGUUCAUUCUCUCUGGCAAACAAAAAAAAAACCCGGACUUGGAGUUGAAUACCUAAUAUGAGCACAACGCUUUUAAAGUAGCGAAUUAAGAUAAGAUUGGCCAAAAUGAGCAAUAAGAAGGCCUCAACAGAUACCAGCUUCUUUAACACGGCCCAAGUGAAUGACAAUGGGCCUUUCGUUCGACGGCUUCAAAGCCACAUGCCUUGGCACGAUGAUGAUCAUCAUUCCCGCCGACGAAGACGUCAAUACCAUGGCAAACAUUUAUGGUUUGGCCUGCUGAUUUUGGCAGGCCUACCUUCCGGGGAAGCUAGGUCAGACCAAGUUCAAAGAUGCGAUGGUGGUGUGCUAAAAGUCAAGCAUGGACGAGUCGUCAAAGUCUUGGAUGAGUAUAGCUUGAUCGUUGGCUGCAAACCAGGGUUUGUCUUGAUAGGAUCGCACCAAGUCAAUUGCGGACCAGAUGGAACUAUAUUGAGCAAAAAACUACCAAAGUGUCGGAAAAGUAAGGCCAAGACGCCCACCACACGUCACAACAGAGACAAGAAAAAAGCCCGGGGAUCUCGUCACCAGCCAAAGUUUACUGCUCAGUCAAGCCAACACGAGAACUCGAUCAAGUUAUCGGUGCUGCGAAAUGAGUUAGGAAACAUCCAUCGUCGGAUUUCUCCUCAAAGUAAAUACCAAGAUCUGAUGGUGGGUGAUGAGCCUCAGGAGGACAACGAAUACGACGAUGCCGAAUACUACGAUGACUAUGAUGGCUAUGAUGGCUAUGAUGACUAUGACAAUUAUGAAGGGGAUGACUACGACGAGGAAUAUGAUGAAGAGGGUGAUUACGAAAACACAGAUUAUGGCCUUGAUGACAAACUUGAUGGGAAUGGCGAGGAUGUUGAUCUGGAGGGUGAUGAUAUCUAUGACCAGACUUUGGACGGGCUCGAGACUUACGAUGAGAACUUGGAAGCAGCAGACACUUAUGAUGACGAGAAGUCCGAUCAGGUUGAAACAACGGAAACGAGAGGAUCUUAUGAUGAGGAUGUAGAGGCUGAAGGCAACGAUCAAUACGGCGAUUUUUAUGACUACAACUACGAUGACAGAUCGGAAACCAAGCCCGAAAAUCCACCUAUCCGCACUAACCUCACCGAUAGUACAAACCAAAAUGCUGAGUAUUAUGAUGUAGAUGAACCUCUUGAAGCCUCGAUCCCCAGCAAAUCAUCUGACCGUGGGGAAAAAGAAUAUGAGGCAACGGAAAGAGAAGAGGACAGCAACUACAAUUACCAAACCGGGGAAUAUGACGAAAAUCGUGGUGAAGAAUUUGCCGAAGAAGGCAAUUUGCCAGCUGAAACAAGUUCAACUCAAACGAAUGCACUUGAAGAAGAUCGCCGUUUUACAGAUGAUGAGGACCUCAGUUUUGGAAGUGGAUCAGUGAGUCCUGAUGAUGAGGAUUUGGGUUACGGUUCGGGUGAUUACGACGGUUACCCUUCUGAUUAUGGCCCCACAACAACUGCUCCUCCAACCUCAACAACAACAACAACAACAACGACCAAAACCACCACCACCACCACCACCACCACCACAAAGACUACGACCAAAACCACAACAACGACGGCCUUUACAACUGCCACUGAUGAAAUUACUUCAACCAUCAUGGUAGUCGAUUGGACAACCGCCUCUCCUGGUUCCUCCAUAUCCAAGGUUAAGCCAACUGAUUCAGUCAUAGUAACCGAUGAUGAAGACUUAUACAACGAGUUGAAUAUUGACCAUGAAGGAUCAGGAUUUGAUGACGGAUCUGGAGAGGAUGAAACUAAUGCGGAGUCGGAGAACGACUCCGACACCCAAUCAGCCAUGACAACCAUAUCAAUUGAAGAACGACAACAGAUUAGAAAUUCCUUCUACAUACAAAAUGAGGCCGAUAUUCUGAGGUUGGACACGUCGUGUGUCCUAGAGUUCAAGGAGGCACCCGAAAUUGAGCACGCUACCGUCCGAGGCUAUGAUCACAGGGUCGAAAAUGUCGCCUCCCCUGGAAAAUUUUAUGCUGAAGCCUCGUACAAAUGUGACAAAGGUUACGAGUUUGAGGACCCUGCUUUGAGCAAGUUGUAUUGCUCUGAAAACGAUUGGAUCGGGAAGAGACCCAUGUGCUUACCAGGAUCCACCCAUCCCGACGCUGUCCCAGAGUGCCAACCGGAAGAUGCUCAAAAAUGCGACCAGUUGUGUGUUUUAGAAGGAGAUUUUCAGCCCUUGUGCCAAUGCUACGGGGGCUACACUCUCAAUCAGAACGGACGCACAUGUGACGAUAUCAAUGAAUGUUCUUAUGAAAAUGGGGGAUGUGAUCACCAAUGCAUCAAUAAACCAGGAACCUUCAUGUGCGAGUGUGAGCCGGGGUUCACUGCUCAAGGCAACUAUUGCAUCGACAUCAACGAGUGUCUCCUUAACAAUGGACACGGGCCUUGUCAGGACAAGUGUAAAAACACUGAAGGAGGAUAUCAAUGCUCAUGCGAAGGCCUUCCCGGAACAGUUCUCUCCGAGGAAGACCAACACACAUGCCAAGAUAUGAAUGGAUGCAAGAAAAACAACGGAGGAUGCUCUCAUGAAUGUAUUCACAGCUACGGUCAAGUGUUUUGCUUGUGUCCUUCUGGCCUUGAACUGGACAAGGAUUGGAAAACGUGCUUGGACGUCGACGAAUGUGCCUCGGGGGCGCUAAAGUGUUCCGGGUCUUGUGUCAACACCCCGGGAUCAGCACAUUGUGCGUGCGAUCCUGGCUUUGAAAUGAAUGAAAAGCAUGAAUGCUUGGAUGUGGACGAGUGUUUCGAGAGCCUCAACCCUUGCAGUCAUGAGUGCUUGAACAGUCUCGGCUCAUUUGAAUGCACUUGUCCAUUCGGCUACAGCCUCGAUGAAGACGGCUUGAUCUGUCGAGAUAUGGACGAAUGUUCAAUCGAUAACGGAGGAUGUGAGCACGAGUGUGUCAACCGUGAAGGAGGACACGAGUGUCGAUGUCGAUCGGGAUUCAUGACUGAUCCGAGCAACGUCAAUUAUUGCCAAGAUGUGGACGAGUGUGAGGACGAUCCUUAUCGAUGUCAUCACGGUGACUGUCUGAACAAUCAAGGCUCAUUCGUUUGCGAAUGUCAUCAGGGGUUUGAACUCUCCCCUGAAAAUUUGUGCGAAGAUGUUGAUGAAUGUGGGGACGACCCUUGUGGAGAUGUGGGUCAAUGCGUUAACAGCUUGGGCUCUUAUGAGUGUAAAUGCCUUCGAGGAUAUUUAUUUCACAAUGGUACUUGCAUCGAUAUCAACGAAUGCUUGCUAGGAAAUCCAUGCAUCAAUGGCGACUGCGUCAACACUGAGCCAGGGUACGAUUGCGUCUGUUUCAAGGGAUUCAUUUUCCACAACGGAGUUUGCGAGGACCAAGAUGAAUGCCAAUUCGAUAACCCAUGUGGGCCCAACGGAUCGUGUCAGAAUCUGGUCGGGGAGUAUCAAUGCGCUUGUGACGCGGGUUAUGCGUUCGAUGAGACCACUUGUGUGGAUGUGGAUGAGUGUGAGCAAGAUCCAUGUGGUAGACACGGUGAUUGUGUAAAUAUGCAGGGCUCUUACAUCUGCCGUUGCCAUCCCGGCUUUGAGUUAGUGCAAGGUAUUUGCGAAGAUGUCAAUGAAUGUUUGGAUGAUCUAAAUUGCGCCUCAGGCACUUGCAAUAAUCUCCCUGGGUCGUAUGAAUGCGCUUGUCCCAAUGGGUACCAUUUGCCAUUUGGCUCCACAGAUUGUGAGGAUGUCAACGAAUGUGAAACAGAAAAUGGUGGCUGUCACCACGAGUGCGCUAAUACUCCCGGAUCAUAUGUCUGUCGAUGCAACGAUGGAUUCGAGGUCAAUCCAAGUAAUGAGAGACUCUGUGUGGAUCACGACGAAUGCCAAAGCAAUCUGCAUGGCUGUAGUCACAAAUGUGUCAACAACAUUGGCGGCUUUGAAUGUCAAUGCCAUCGUGGAUAUGCCGUUGAUCCUGCAGACCCUAAGGCUUGCACUGAUAUUAAUGAAUGUCUGGUUCAAAAUGGGGGAUGCAUGCACGAAUGCGUGAAUAACGUGGGAUCAUUCAAUUGCUCUUGCCGAGCAGGAUUUUGGACCCCACCUUCGGAGCCGAGUGAUUGUCUCGAUUUAAACGAGUGUCUUAACGACGAUAAAGGUGGAUGCUCUCACAUCUGCCAGAAUCUCGAAGGUUCCUUCAAAUGUGAUUGCCCACCGGGCUACAAGUUGAAGCAUGACGGGAAAACGUGUAAACGGAUUCACAAAAAGGUCGAUGCUGCAUGCAAAUCUGCGAAACGACCUCGUCACGGGUUCUUGAAAUGCAACAAGCGAAAAAAUAACGGCCGUUUUCCGGUGGGUACGAAAUGCAAAUUGAAAUGCCGUCGGGGCUUUCGACCCACCAAUGUUAUGCGAAAACGAUGCCUGGCCGAUGCCACAUGGAGGGGCCCCGACGCAUUAUGCGAACCCAUCAGCUGCCCCGGCAUUCCUCCUAUUUCCAAUGGAUGGGUUGAGCCCCUAAAUUGUCAGCAUGGAACCCAUCGAUUGGGCACCAAGUGCACGUUCCAGUGUUUACCCGGUUUUACACUCACCGGUCCCUCUGAGACGAAAUGCACCGGGAAAAGCACGUGGAGAAACUUGACCACUCUCCCCACAUGUACGAACGAGUUUCCCAAGCCGUUUAUUAUUUGCCCACCGGAUAUGGUCAAGCCACUGCCAGGGUCCUCAACUUCGGUUUACGUCAUGUUCGCCCAACCCAAAACUAACGUGGACUGGUUCAGAUAUGUGGACAGCGAGCCCAAGUGGGCUAAACAACUCGAAGGUGAGAUGAUACGUGGUAAGCACGUGGUCACGUUCAGAGCUAAAAGUCCAGUGGGAAACCAGGUAGCCUCCUGCCAGAUGAUUAUUCAUAUCCAGGAUAAAGAGCCACCCACUGUUCGGAAAUGUCCAAGUUCGUUUGAUCGGACAUUAACGCCCGGACAAUCCUCCAUCAUGGUUACUUGGAUUGAACCCAUCUUCCAUGACAAUGUGCAGAUUCAGCAUGUCAUGGCCUCCUAUCUACCAGGGCACUACUUCUCUAAAGGGCGUCACGACGUCUUGUACACUGCCACAGAUGCGGAUGGGAACAAGGCCAAAUGUGGCUUCACCAUCACCAUCUACGUUGCACCGCCGCAUUUGGUGGGCGUGACAUCUCGUCCCACGUUCCGUCCACAACAGCAAUUGCCCGCGCCCCUUGGGAGUGCUACUCACUCUAACUCGAACGCGAGACACCACGCUCGUCCUAGAUCUCGACAGCAUUCGUUUUACAGCCGAUUCUCGAUACCAGCCAAAUGCCACGAUGUACCCGAAAUACAAAAUGGUCAAAUGGAAUGCAUAGACUCACAUAUAGGAAAGAAAUGCACUCCGAAAUGCGACCCGGGUCAUGAAAUCUAUCAGAAAUUUGGAAGUCGCAUCCCCACAUAUUUGUGCAACAACUUCAGAGUGGAUUGGGAAAUCCGGCGCUUUAUUCCGGACUGCAGCCCGGUCAAAGCGCUCUCGAGUGGCACGAAAUGUGAAUCUGGAUGGGAGACUAUACAAGAUCAAUGCUUUGCUUGUCCACCAGGUAUGUUUAGGUCCGAGUUUGAUCUCCUGUGCCAUGAUUGUGCCAAAGGAUUCUAUACUGAGUCUUUUGCCUCGGAGAGUUGUUCAGAAUGUCCACUGCACCAUACGACGCGAACCCGCGGUAGCCGCUCGUCGAGUUCCUGUCACUAUUAUCGACCUAAAACCGAUGGCAAUAUCUAUGGAAGAGGUAACUACGCAGAGCGAAAACCGAAUCUAGGGUUUCAGCUCUACAACCGAUGGUCCAAUGUCAAAAAAUCCAAAAGAAAUGUCGCUGCUAAGACCAAAACUGUCAAAUCUUAGAUAAACGUCAUUUCUA
Tigriopus californicus is the source of this 6903-nucleotide messenger RNA. RefSeq lists its product as uncharacterized. The transcript is spliced from 4 exons. Gene Ontology annotation, molecular function: calcium ion binding. The coding region runs from base 1101 to 6887 and encodes 1928 amino acids. Lineage: Eukaryota; Metazoa; Arthropoda; Copepoda; Harpacticoida; Harpacticidae. The record is from RefSeq and is a predicted model, not a curated record.